This is a messenger RNA of Orbicella faveolata, 2583 nucleotides long. Its product is annotated as mitochondrial import receptor subunit TOM70-like. Gene Ontology annotation, molecular function: protein binding; transmembrane protein transporter activity. Gene Ontology annotation, biological process: protein import into mitochondrial matrix; protein insertion into mitochondrial inner membrane. The record is from RefSeq and is a predicted model, not a curated record. Gene Ontology annotation, cellular component: mitochondrial outer membrane. Lineage: Eukaryota; Metazoa; Cnidaria; Anthozoa; Scleractinia; Merulinidae.
CUCAAAAAUGCAAUAUGGCUCCGAAUUAGAGUUGCAAAUGAAAGAUCGUCGAACAAGCUAAGUGUUAUUUAAUCAACUUUUCACGAACAAUUGAUCAUGAGUACGCAAGAAUCGGGCGGAGGGCUUACCAAGUGGCAGAUUGCGGCCCUCAUCGGGGCCCCCGUAGCCGCGGCCUGCAUUUUAGGUGCGUUCUACUACUGGAAAUCCAAGGAUCAAGACGCGGAGAAAGGGAAGGAGAGCGAUAAGACUUCUAAAAGCAAAAGUGAAGUGCCUGAGAAUGAAGCUCCUCAAGACGAUGACAUGUCUGAAGAAAACUUGACACCAGCGGCACAAGCUGCAGCUACCAAAGUAAGGGGUAACAAGUACUUCAAGGGUGGAAAAUUUGAUCAGGCAAUUAAAUGUUAUACAGAAGCCAUCAAUCUCUGUCCUGAGGACAACAAGACUGAUCUAGCGACAUACUACCAAAAUAGGGCAGCAGCUUAUGAACAACAGAAAAACUAUGAGCAGGUGCUUGCUGAUGCUACUAAAGCCAUAGAACUGAACAAGAGAUAUUCUAAAGCCUUCAUGAAGAGGGCACGAGCAUAUGAAAAACUUGGCAAGAAAGAAGAGUGCCUUCAAGAUCUUACAGCAGUGUGCAUGAUCGAGGGAUUUAACAAUCCAAACUGGAUGUUGCAAGCAGAUAGAGUUUUAAAAGAAAUCGGAAAAGAGAAAGCUCAAGAAUACUAUAAGAACAGAGAACCAAGUUUACCUUCUCCAACAUAUACUAAAGCUUAUUUGGAAUCUUUUUGUCAUGAUGACACAUUAGAAAUUCAUUCUGAGGAGGAUUUGCCCGAAGAUUCACCGUUUCUUGAGGCUGUUAAACAAAUGAAAGAAAAGAAAUAUGAUAACAUAGUGGACUUGUGCACCCAACAAAUUGAAAAAGGACCUGGGCCACUCUACAUAAAAGCUCUUGCAUUAAGAGGGACUCUCUACACCUUGAUAUCAAAAGUGGAUGAAGCUAUUCGUGACUUGACACAAGUGAUAAAUGCUGAAGAUGGACAAGCAUCGACCAAGCUGAAAGUGAACUGUUUGAUCAAACGCGGAAGCAUGCAGCUUCAGGCUGGUAAUGUUAUGGAAUGUUUUCAAGACUUCAGCAAGGCCGUGUCGCUCGACCCUGAUAACUCCGAUAUUUAUCAUCACAGAGGUCAGAUCCGUUUCCUCUCCGAGAACCUUCACGAGGCCAAAGAAGAUUUUGAGAAGUGCAUAUCUCUGAACGACAGCUUCAUCCCCGCAAGGAUUCAGUUGGCGUAUUGUAUUUACAAGUCCGCUGCCCUUCAGCAGUCUCCGAUCUUGGCGCACGGGGCCGUGGAUAUGCUACAGAAAACAGUGGAGAAGUAUCCUGAGUCAGCGGAUGCACAUAGUCUCUAUGCGCAGGUGCUUCAGGAAAUGCAGCAAUUCCCUAAAGCAGAGGAGCAUUUUGACAUUGCGAUAAGACUAGAGCCGCAAAACCCUGUCCACCGAGUUUACAAAGGCAUGCUGAUGCUGCAGUCACGACAAGACGUGGAGAAAGCAGUUGAGUUAGUUGACGAAGCUUUAGUGAUCGAUGAGAAAUGCGACUUCGCCUACGAAACCCUAGCUACGCUUGAAGUUCAAAGGGGGAACUUGGACCGAGCAAUCGAGCUGUUCAACAAAGCCAUUGCUCUGGUGAGAACGGAAACAGAGCUUGCACAGACGUUUUCACUCCGCGAGGCAGCAAAAGCACAGAAAUAUGUCACCGAAACAUUGGGUCUCUCUCCACCAACUCUUCCUUUAAUGUCUUAGAAACUCGUUCCGAAAAGAAAACAUCCCUCGAUGAUAGGGUCGGUCUCCGAGGAAAGGGCUUCAUAAGAAGAGUUUUUUUUUUUCAUUAUUAUUUUUUUGCUGAAACAGCAAAAAUGGAAAACUUUUCUGGAAGCUGAUGAGUUAGUUAAAAAUAGGGAGUGAGAAAGACGUGAAUUCGAGUUGUCCGGGGCAUUUAGUCAUUGUGAAUUCCUGUCCGCAUUAGUUCACGUCAUUAAUGUUGUACGAAUUUUAACCCGCGGUAGCGGACACGAUAUUGUCAUGCCUUAAAUCCUGCUUGGUGGAACCGUGAGAAUAGGCCGAGCCGUUUUGCUUUUAGGUCAGUGACGUUGCUAAGAAACCCGACUCAUUCGUUCUCAGAGCAACCUCGCUUCCAGGUCUCUCAAAGAAAGUUGACCCUGGUAACGACUUUGCUUGUCAGACUGCUCGGUAGUGCGCGCGCCAUCUUCGUUCGACUGAUAGGAAUCGAAAUCUCGUCGGAUGAGUUUAUAGAGUGCUUUCACAUGACGUCACGGCAGCCAUAUCGGUGUACCAAAACAAUAAAACAGCGGCCAUAUUGGUGUCCUAAACCAAUCUUGUAGGAGUUGAACUCUUUUGUCGUGUAAGAUUUUCAUUUGCUCAGUAAAAUUGUGACUGCUGGCCACGUGAGUGAAAGCGCUCUAUAAAUUCUACCGAAAACGUUUCGAAGCGUCUUUACAUUGUUGGGUCGUGGUCUAUCAUUCCAUGAUGUACAUGAAUGAUGAAAUAAACUUUAACGUUGUCUUA